Klebsormidium nitens is the source of this 531-nucleotide messenger RNA. The record is from the annotation of a GenBank genome assembly. NCBI's taxonomy places the organism in Eukaryota, Viridiplantae, Streptophyta, Klebsormidiophyceae, Klebsormidiales, Klebsormidiaceae.
AUGAGCGCAGCGCAAGCGCUGAAGGAGGCGCUGUGGUUCCCCAAACUCGGGGGAGACCUUGAGUUGGACCUCGGGACGGUCCUGAUCUACUGCGACAACCAAGGGGCAAUAUGGCUCCUCAAGCACCCGAUCGCUUCACAGCGGUCGAAGCACAUUGACGUGAUUCAUCAUUUUGCACGGGAGCGUGUGGCACGCAAGGAGGUCGCGUUCGCGUACUGCGGGACGGAGGACAUGAAGGCGGACAUCAUGACCAACGCACAGUCUGCCUCUACCGUCGGGGAAGUGGCAACGAUUCCCUCGGGCUGGUUCCACGGGGAACACCGGUUCGAGAGUAUCGCCCACCAUCCCUCCUGCGGGAAAGAAGAAGAUCCCGCAAACAAACCAGGAAAAGUGGCGAGCGUGCGUCACCUGAGUGGGGAAGUACGCCAGGCUGGCACACACGUUGCUUCCUCCCAGGGAUGGCUUGACCGGCGCAGGGGUCGGGGACGGGGGAACGGGAGUGGGGGCAGCGACCGCGGGAGGGGAGCCUGA